AUGGAUAACAGAAACAGAGCUAAAAGAAUAGUGAAUAUGGCAUUGCAAUCUUCGCCGCCGCCAUCUUCAUCGACUUCAACAAAUGAAGAUUUUUCAAGUGAUCAUUCUUCUUACCAUCCACAGCAAAAUGUAGAAAUUUUCACAGAAUUAGAAGACAGUGAAUCGGAAAGAGAUAAGAGGGGACAACAUGUACCUGCUAACAAGCUGUCUGAUGAAAAGUUGAACUGGAUUAAAGACCACAUUAAUAGUUUUCCGAAAUUUGUGAGUCACUAUGGAGAAAGACGAUCAACACGAAAAUAUUUGCGCCCGGAUCUUUCAAUGAACAAAAUGUAUGAACUUUUUAAAGCAAAAUAUACUUGUAAAACCUGUGAUAUGCUCGAGAUAGCACUAAAGACGGAAGAAGAUAUAGAAACAUGCCUAGCUAUAAGGGUACGAAAAGAUCAGCAUAUUAAACUUGCAGGCGAAGUAAGAAACAUAUUAAAUGACUGUAAAGGUAAAGUCAAAACUGACGAACCGUUACCAGCUACUUUUGAUCUGGAACGAACCCUGCCUCUUCCUUAUUUGAAUACAGAACAUUGUGGGGCCAGAGGCUCACAAGAAAUUAUGUCGUCACUUCACUACUUUUUAGAAGAUAUCGUGCCGGACACUGUCAAUACACUGUGUUUUUUUAGCGACUGUUGCUCCGGGCAAAACAGAAACUGGGACGUUUUACACUUUAUGAUGUUUCUGGUUAAUAAAUCGCCAUAUCUAGAAACGAUCACCAUGCAUUAUCUCGUCAGUGGCCAUACUUACCUGCCUAACGAUACCGACUUCUCUUUUAUAAGUCGAGAACUAAAAAAGAAGACUGAUAUCUAUACACCAGAAGAUUGGAUGAAGCUCGUCCGAGACUGCAGAAAACAAAAACCUUUUACUGUGCGAGAUAUGAAAAAUAAGUUUCUAGAUUAUGAAAGCCUCACAACACUAUUCAAAGAUUAUCAGAUUGUAUUAAGAGAAGGCGCAAAAAUUUCUAAGAUGCGGAAGAUAAAGGUUUGUAAAGGUUUAAGUAUAAUCAGUUACAAUGAUGACUACACUGAAACAUAUGAAACAGUUGAUUUAAAACCAAAUGAUAUGGAUUCUGAAACUUUUUUAUGUGACCUAAAGAAUUAUAUACCAGAAAAAGCCCCUGAAACCAGACUAAUAUCGUAUCAAAAAAUGCAAGAUAUUAGAAAAACUCUAAAAUUCGUACCUCCUAUCCAUCAUCAGUUUUACUUGACAUUACCACAUGUUCCUAGAAGAGGUGGCAAUCAGGAAGCACAAGAUGAUGAAAAUUUUUUGCCUGCUGUAUUUGGUGAUGAUUAA
Messenger RNA from Parnassius apollo (apollo), 1338 nucleotides. NCBI's taxonomy places the organism in Eukaryota, Metazoa, Arthropoda, Insecta, Lepidoptera, Papilionidae. The record is from the annotation of a GenBank genome assembly.